Molecule: messenger RNA, 366 nt
Organism: Fraxinus pennsylvanica
Lineage: Eukaryota; Viridiplantae; Streptophyta; Magnoliopsida; Lamiales; Oleaceae
Source: the annotation of a GenBank genome assembly
AUGGCUAUGACUUCUUUAAUUUUCUUCACCAUUUUCACACUUGCAGCCCUUCUCACUCUUCUCUCUCCUUCUUAUUGCUUAAAUCAAACACAGUCCAUAUAUACUCACAGGGGUUUGGUGGUGGAGGAAAAAACAAGGCUGGGUUCAAUGCCGCCGAGUUGUCACAACAAAUGCAACCAGUGCCACCCAUGCAUGGCGGUGCAAGUGCCUACACUACCGAGUCAAGACCGAGUCCAUCCGGGUCAAAUCACACCAAAGCCAUUAGAGUAUUUAGACCCUUCACCAUCAUCGGCCGGGAACAGGUACGCCAAUUACAAGCCACUUGGAUGGAAGUGCAGAUGUCAUGGCAACUUUUACAACCCUUAA